Linepithema humile (Argentine ant) is the source of this 2251-nucleotide messenger RNA. Its product is annotated as coiled-coil domain-containing protein 22 homolog. Gene Ontology annotation, biological process: positive regulation of ubiquitin-dependent protein catabolic process. Lineage: Eukaryota; Metazoa; Arthropoda; Insecta; Hymenoptera; Formicidae. The record is from RefSeq and is a predicted model, not a curated record. Gene Ontology annotation, molecular function: cullin family protein binding.
CGGACGAUACGGCCCAACCUUAUGUCGAGCCGAGCCUCAUAAACACGCGAUACGACGGGGCGGUAGCGGCUCCUUUAGGAUUUUCAUCUUUUUACAUAGAAUGGAGGAGAUCGACAAUAUAAUAAUUCACUCAUUGCGACAAAUAGGCUGUGACAUUGAAGAGAGCAUAACAAACCUAAGUGGCUUUAAUACCGAACUUGUUGUGGAAGCAACAGUAAGAUGCUUAGAAGCAAUAAGGCCUGGUUCAGGAUUGUCCACUGUGUUACCCGUGAACAUGGCAGCGCGUUUUCGAUUGGGCGCCACUCUUGCACAAAUGUGCACGGAACUUGGGUACAGAGGUGACAUUGGCUAUCAAACAUUCCUAUAUAACUCAGAAACAGAUUUGCGAAGGGUAUUUAUGUUUCUCAUCGAAAAACUGCCAAAGGAGAGUGAGAAAACUGUAAACGAAUCUAUCAGCGAAGUCGCUUUGUUAGAAAAAUCAGUAGCAUCUGCGAUAUCGCGAGGACUUUCGAUACCAUGGUUACCGCAUUAUUGUCACAGAAAGGGAUUCAGAAAUAAAGGAAGAGCGAGUAUUCCUUAUUCAUCUGUAAAUAUAGAAGUACCAAUGGAAAAUGCAGAGGAUGAUACCAAGGACUAUUAUUUGCGCUAUUUACGACCAGUGCCUGAUCAAAUGCAUAAUAUCUCAUGCUUUUUACCUUCCAUGAUAUCGUAUAAUGCAAGAGCGCUUAAUGCUUCUUCAAUGAACAUUAUGGACCGCAUAAAUUGGCUCAAUAGCCAACAAUUGGAAAAAACUGUUUAUUCCAAUACACAUAAUAUUGUCAACGAGCUUAGCAAAUUUUCAUCAGAGAAUAAAACAAAAGUUUCAACAGAGCCUCAGGUCAAACCAGAAUCUCCAAUACAUUCAGAUCUUCCAGACCAGGAAACAUUAAGAAACAAAGCAAAGCAGGAAGUUGAGAAAGAAAAUACAAAGACAGAAUGCGAGAAUCUUAGAAUAAGCAUAGAAGAAUUGCAAAACGAAAUUAAAAAAUUAACUACUAGAUUAACGCAAGCAACAAUAACUGGUCAGAAUGAAGAAAAGGAAUUAAAAAUUAGUGAAGAGCAAAAGAAGAUUAAAGCAAAAGCAUACGAAUUGCUUCAAGAUGGACCGGAAAAUAUUAAGAAAUUGGAAUCCGCAAUUGAGGCUAGCACGAACAAAUUGAUUAAUUUAGCAAAUCAAUGGGAGAAGCAUAGAGUACCUUUAAUCGUGAAGUACAGGCAAGAAAGAGAAAAGCAUUCCACAAAAGCUAAUGCGAGCCAAAAGAAGCUAGAUGAAAUAAAAUUGUUAAAGGAGAAGGAAAAAGAACUUCAGGAAGAAUGUCGCAAUAAGGAUCAACAAUAUUCGCAGCUGGUUGCAGAAGUUCAAAAACUGCCGAAAGAAGUGAAUAGAUCCGCGUACACUCAACGAAUCUUAGAAAUAAUAAAUAACGUGAGAAAGCAGAAGGACGAAAUAAGCAAAGUUCUGGGGGACACUCGUGAGAUUCAAAAGGAAAUUAACACGCUUGACGGCAGAGUGGAAAGAUCCUUUACUGUCGUAGAUGAAUUGAUAUUCAGAGACGCGAGAACGAAUGAAGCGUCGAAAAAGGCGUACAAGUUGUUGGCGACGUUACACUCAGAAUUCAACGAACUCGUAAGUUUAGUUGAGGAAACUGGCGCGACAAUACGAGAAAUUAGAGAUUUGGAAGAACAGAUCGAUACCGAGUCCGCUAAGAAUGUCGGCGCUAAUUUGGAGAGAAUAACUGCCGAUUUGAAACAGAUGAAGCAAGAAACCGCCGCGUUAACAGCACAACUCCAAAGUAAAGCCUCGUGAUUGUUAUAUACAGCAUGGCGUGACUUCAAGAGUUGUAAUAUUCAGGAUCAGAUGAGAAUCUAGCGCAAGUAUGAAUAUAAACGAACACGAUCAAAUGCAUCAAAGACCAAACAUUUUCUAGCUGUACAGUUGGCAAAAUAUAACGUGAUAUUAUACCCACAAGAGUCUUCAUAAGUCUACUGAGUUAACUGCUAAAAAAAAUGUGCCUUGGCCUGGAGUCGUCAGGCACUAGGCUUCUACAGCCUCGGGCCAAGUGUAUAAUAAAGACAUGUUGUUAACAUCAACGCUCAAGAAAACAUUAUUUGUUACAAAGCCUAAUAAUUUUUUAGCAUCGAGUUUCAAUUUCCAUAUUUCUCACAGCUUAAAGAUCUGACUUAUGUAAGUAAAAUAAAUGCUGAAACGUGA